GAGAGAUCAGGAAGAAAACAAAGUACACAGAUAAUACCGGGGUGCUCACUGCAAAAUGCAAGAGGCUGCCUCUUCCAUUGUGACCUGAGAGUUGAGCAGCUGCUGCUUCCCCAUGGGGGUCUGUGCUGGGGAGAGACCUUCCUUCAUGCUCCUUAUGUACCCAGCCAAGUGCAGGGGGCUUUCUCCCGCUGGAUCUAGCCCCCUAGGGCAACCCUGGGCUCUACCAGCAUCAACUCCUGAGCUGGAGACUUCAGGCUGCAGAAUGACGUCCAUGUUUCACUCCAGCUCAUGCCAUCCUCCUGUGGGACAGGGAAGAGAAAUGGCUGCAUUAGAGCCAGUUCAGGGGCUGGUGACCUUCGAGGAGGAGGCUGUGUAUUUCACCAGGGAAGAGUGGGCUCUGCUGGGCCCAGCUCAGAGAGCCCUAUGCAGAGACGUCAUGCAGGAGAACUAUGAGAAUGUGACCUCGCUGGCAGGGUUUUCAGUCUCCAAACCUGAUGUGAUCUCCCAGCUGGAAUGAGGGGAGGAGCUGGGGGUCCUGGAUCUCCAGGGUUUAAAG
Molecule: messenger RNA, 556 nt
Organism: Dermochelys coriacea (leatherback sea turtle)
Lineage: Eukaryota; Metazoa; Chordata; Testudines; Dermochelyidae
Product: zinc finger protein 28 homolog
Exons: 4
Coding region: 113-517 (134 amino acids)
Biological process (GO): regulation of DNA-templated transcription
Source: RefSeq, a predicted model, not a curated record